Molecule: messenger RNA, 923 nt
Organism: Dreissena polymorpha
Lineage: Eukaryota; Metazoa; Mollusca; Bivalvia; Myida; Dreissenidae
Product: decapping and exoribonuclease protein-like
Exons: 7
Coding region: 60-893 (277 amino acids)
Biological process (GO): NAD-cap decapping; nuclear-transcribed mRNA catabolic process
Cellular component (GO): cytosol; nucleus
Molecular function (GO): mRNA 5'-diphosphatase activity
Source: RefSeq, a predicted model, not a curated record
UUGCAACGAGCGAACUUAACAAUCUGGUUGUAAGUAGACGUGGCAUUUUAACCGAUAUCAUGCGCACCCCGUUCAAUAAGUAUUCACAUUGUCAAUGGAAAAUUGCAGUUAUUCUUCAACACGGCGCAUAUCACAUAUGUCGUUUUGACAGGAACAAUAAAUGGGAAGAGGUUCAGAAACCACACAAUAGAGUAUGGCAUAAAUCCUAUUACUGGGGAUGGAAAAUGGAGCAGCUUCUAACCGAAAGUAAACCAGAUGACCUUGUAAUUAUGGCAGAAACUGAGGAAGAACUAAUUAAAGAUGAAUCAGACUGUACGAAAACGCAGGGGCAACAUGGCAAAUAUCUACUAGUAAAUCAAUUGAACAUAAAUGCACAUUCAUUAGUGUUCAACUGCGAAAUAGACGCAUACGAUAAGAACACCGGCUCAUUUGUUGAAAUAAAAACCAAGAAACAUAUUUCUUCAGCAAGAGAGGACGACAGUUUUAAAAGGUUCAAGUUGUUGCAGUGGUGGGCCCAAAGCCAGUUAGGAGGCGUUAAAGAAAGACUUUGCGGAUUCAGGGAUAACGAAGGGCUCGUGACUAGAAUGGAAUCUUUCCAGACCAGUAGCAUCUCGAACUCUGAGUUGCCAUGGAAUCAAAAAGUGUGUUUCCACUUUCUUGACAACUUGCUGACAUGGAUCAAGAAACGAGUGUCGGUCACGGGAGAGUUCUCCGCUAACAGAAUUGUUCACCUGUUUGAGAGGUCAGAUGAGGACACAAUCAGCCACAAUACAACAACAGAACCCCGAUACCAGUUUCUGCCCGAAUGGUACCUGAAUAUUGGUGAAAAGGACAUAACCAACAUUGACAGCGCAUCGAAGGAAUUAAUCGGUGUUAAAACUGACAAUUCUUAAUAAUACCAGUGUUAAAACUUUGCCUCUUGC